UCUCCCAAAUUCCGCGGCGGCGGACCGGCGGUUUGUGCCGGCAAAACCCUACAGCGCCGGUGGAAAAGAAGGGCUAGGUUCUCCUAUGUCGCCCACCACCGGUGAGCCGUUGCGGUCCGCCUCCUCCAUUGUCGCCAACACCACGACGGGAUACCACAUUCUCAAGAUCGACGGCUACUCGUUCACCAUGGCCACCCCCACCGGCCAGUGCCUCGAUUCCCACCCUUUCACCCUGGGCGGCCACCGCUGGUUUAUCCGCUACUACCCCAAUGGCAACACGUCGGAGUUCAAAGAUUACAUCUCGAUUUUCCUUUACCUCGACGGAAUUGUUGGCAAGGAGGUGAAGGCACGGUUCCAGUUUCGCCUCGGGGAGCAGCAGGCCAUGACGCUGGAAGAAGUACGCACCUUCGCAAGCUCCAGAGGUUUGGGACACAGCAAGUUCGUCAAAAGAGAAGAGCUGGAGAAAUCCACGCAUCUCAAGGGCGAUUCCUUCACGAUGCGGUGUGACAUCGUUGUCGUCAACGAGUUCCGCACCAAGGAACAGACGGCCGUGGGCGACCCUCCAAGGUUCGUCUCCGUGCCCCCAUCCAGCCUGCACCAUCAUCUUGGCGACCUCCUCCUGGCCGAGAAGGGAGCCGACGUGGUCUUCGAUGUCGGUGGUCAGACGUUCGCUGCACACCGGUGCGUGCUCGCGGCCCGGUCGCCAGUCUUCAGUGCAGAGCUCUUUGGCACAAUGAAGGAGAGCAACACCAACACUGCAGGUGUUAUCCAUGUAGACGACAUGGAGGCUCAGGUGUUCAAAGCUUUGCUAUACUUUGUGUACACGGACUCAUUGCCCAAGACAAAGAAUACAGAGGAAGAGGAUGAGGAGGAAGAUGUCAUGUCUCAGCACCUGCUUGUUGCAGCUGACAGAUACAACUUGGAGAGGCUCAAGCUGUUGUGCGAAGAGAAGUUGUGCAAGUACAUUGAUGUGGGCACAGUAGCUACCAUACUGACGCUAGCUGAGCAACACCACUGCGAGGGGUUGAAGAAGGCAUGCUUGUAUUUUCUCAACACUCCUGCAAAUCUGAGGACAGCCAUGGCCACUGAUGGCUUCAAGCAUCUAAGCAGAAGCUGCCCGACCAUCAUGGAGGAGCUGAUUACUAUGCUUAUCACCUGAAAACAGUGAUGUUCAUUGUUUCAGCAUUUUUAAUUCCUGGUUUCUGGACUUCUUAGUAGCCUGGCCAUCUCUCUUACAAACACUAUGGGU
Messenger RNA from Panicum virgatum (switchgrass), 1249 nucleotides. Its product is annotated as BTB/POZ and MATH domain-containing protein 1-like. The record is from RefSeq and is a predicted model, not a curated record. Gene Ontology annotation, molecular function: protein binding. The coding region runs from base 86 to 1159 and encodes 357 amino acids. The transcript has a single exon. Lineage: Eukaryota; Viridiplantae; Streptophyta; Magnoliopsida; Poales; Poaceae. Gene Ontology annotation, biological process: protein ubiquitination.